AGUCGGACAGAUUUAGGCGUUGCACACUGCACAAAGCGAAACCACUGUUUACAAAUACACAAAGUUCUUGACAGGGACUAAAAUCACCGACAGCAGGAUAUCGCAGUUUAGCAGUUGUUUACUUCGACAGAGCAAGGCUGGGUAUAGAUGGAUGGAUGCAUUAAUCUUGUGACCUUAUAAGAGAGGCUGAUGAUGGCGGACGAGGCUGGUAAACUUCCACUCCGGCGUCUCGAACCCCCCAUUCAGAAAUUUAUUAAAGUGGCCAUCCCUACUGACCUGGAGAGACUGCACCAGCACCAGCACAACAUAGAAAAGUUUCAGAGAAACAGACAGUGGGACAAACUUCAUCAUGAGCACAUCAACUCCAGCCGCACGGUCCAGCAGCUGCGAUCUAACCUGCGAGAGAUGGAGAAGUUGUGUGGACGAGUUCGUAGUGUUGAUGCUGAAGCUCUGGAGAAACUCGUUCAGCCAAUCAGAGAUCGAGCCUCUGCUGCCAUUCAAGAGUUUCUCCAGAUUCACUCGGAUGCUGUCAACAGGCAAAACUUCAACGAAGCUAUUGCCACUGUUGCAGAAACAUCACACAGUGAGGAUGACACAGGUGUCUCUGGUUCCCCUGUCACUCAAACACAGCUGCUCCUGCCUGAAAUCCCUUCAGAACAGAACGCCGCAGAGUCCUGGGACUCUUUAGCUGAGGACCUGCUGCAACUGAAUGGUUUAGUGAACGAGUUCUCCACUAUUGUUCAUGCUCAGCAGGAGAAGAUUGACAGCAUCGAGGCAAACGUUAGCAUAGCAGCCGCAAAUGUGGAGGAGGGGACCCAGAGCCUGGGGAAGGCGGCCCGUGCGAAGCUGGCAGUGUUGCCGGUGGCAGGAGCGGUGGUCGGGGGAGUGUUAGGGGGGCCGCUGGGACUCUUAGCAGGGUUUAAAGUGGCGGGGGUCGCCGCUGCCUUUGGAGGUGGACUGCUUGGUUUUGCCGGCGGAAACUUGAUCCAACGCAAAAGGAAAGAAAGAAUCGACCUGCAGCUACAAGAGCUUCACAGCAACAACAACAGUAAGAACGACACUCAGUGACACGUUUGUUUUCGUGGAGGAAUCCAUGAGACGGCAGACUUAGACGACCCACGCGUGUUCUCAAAUAAACAGCAGACGCUCGUGAACGUACAUGCAGAAAUCAACCACAUCUGCACAGUAACUCCUACAUGCAGUGCAAACAUGCACAUGCAAGUGGACCUGCUAAUUUCCCUUUUGCCUUAAUUCAACAUUUUGUUCUAUGCCAAAGCAAACAGGGCCAUAUGAUCUGCUGCUAAACAGCUGAUUGACCUUUGAAGCAGUAAUAGAAGUGUUAGAAGUGGUUAGAGAUUCUAGGUUAUGGAUGUACAAGGCGGGUACGACUGUGCUAGAUUCUCUUAUUUCAAACUAUUGUACAGUAUGAUCUAUUAUACAUGGUGAACAUCUGUGGUAGGUGACAUACUCCUGUUUACAACAAUUAUGUAGGUUUUUUUGUGCUAAAAUUAUAUUAUCACGUAUAAUUCCAUUAUAAAACGCAUACAAUUGGGAUGAAAGGCUGAGAUUGUCUUUUAUUUUUGUCAAUGGGUUAUGAAUAGAUGAUGAUGGGUACUUUAUAAGGUCUUGGCAAUGCAUAGUAGUGAGAAUCACUUUAAGAAUUAACAUUAUAAACUAUAAACAAUCAUUAAUAGAAAUUAUAAAAUGAAAAAUAACAUUGUUUCCAUAACUUGCUUAUAACCUUUUACUUACUUUGCCAUAAUGAUAUUUUGAUAGACAUUUCAGAUCAUCUCAGGGUGCUUUCAAUCAAUACAAUUUCAAAGUGACUUCAAUGCCUUGUGAUAACACUUAAUAUUCAUAAUGGAUAACUAUAGAGAAGUCAAAUUAUUUGUUUAUAUAUUAUUUUUGUUACAUUUUUUGUGGCAAAAUAUUCAGUGUAAGGUUAGUUCAGUUAUAACUGCACAUUGAAGAAAACAUUUUACUUUUUGGGUAAUUAUUUGCGAUAUUUUACUAUAAGUGUGGAAAUGAAAUGUUAUUUCUUAUGGUCUUAUUUUAUUUUAAAGCAAUUGAUAUGUAGGAUCCAGAUGUUUCAGCUCAACAUCCUUCUACACUGAGUUUACGCGGGCUUUUUGUGUCUUUCUAUGUUCUGCUGGGGGGGCUGAUAGAUUUAACUGAGGUUUCCCUUUAAGGCUUUGAUAACACAAGCCUCUGAGAAGCAAAUCUAAUACUGAAAUCAAUGCACUGUGAGACCUCCUUCAGCACAAACAACAUUUGAAUGUUAUUUGAUUAUGGUCCUGAAGAACAGACAGAAAAGAACAAUAGCCUUUUAUGGUUUAUUGAUCCUUAUUUUAGUUUAGUCAAAACGAAAGGUGGAAAAAAAAUAUUGUCUGUUUCAAAGUUGUUCAGUUGUUUUGCACUUGAUGUGUAGUCUUAACACAUACAUAUACACUUAAAUCAAGUAUGCAACACUUCUUUUAACCGGUCUUUUUAGUUUACUAAGUAAUACUGUACUUUACAUGAAUUAGCAGUCAUUAGAGUAUUUGCUUAUUGUCAUAAACUCUAUUUUGAUGGUGCACAAACAGAUAUUAUGCUCACUGUAGUAGCUGUCAUUAAAUGUCAACUUGUUUUACUAGCCUUUAUCCUAAACUUAACACUCUACUAGUACUCUAAUAAGAGUUAGUUUAAAUGUUAUUGCAAAGUUACUUUCAGUAAACAGAAUGUAGAUUCAUGUUCACAUCGGGCACACAGAUAUUUCUUGGAUGUAUUGAGGCUCUUAAUUUGGCUCUUUAUUUGCGAAUAAUUGAAAUUGAUUUUCAUGCGCAUUUUGGCAGUAAAGUCGGUUCUAAUAUAACUCAAGCACACGCUUUUGGAUUGAGCAGCAUUUACACAACUGAGUUUUACACUGUCAAGCUACUGAAAAUCAUGUAAGAUUGAAACACUUCAUCAGACAAUAAGGAAAUCAGGAUAAUGUUUUUGUGAUAACAAUUGUUUGAAUCGCUGCUCAGUGAAAGAUGGCUGUUAAAAUAAAUCCUUCUGAGAUGA
Danio rerio (zebrafish) is the source of this 3042-nucleotide messenger RNA. Lineage: Eukaryota; Metazoa; Chordata; Actinopteri; Cypriniformes; Danionidae. The record is from RefSeq and is a predicted model, not a curated record.